AUGUCGCAUUCACAGCUAAACAAUCCUCCGCCCACGACGGACUUUUUGUUCGUCAAUAUCGCGCGGCCACAGGACAUGAAAAACCGAAAGACACGAAAGAGGAUCAACAGCCAUGUCAUGAAGCCGAUUGGCCUCACUCGGAGGCGCCACCAACCAAACAAGACGAUACCAACCACUCUGCCAACGCCGCCCGAUCCAGAACCAAACAACUCCGAUAUAUCGCCUGUUCUAGCUGUCGAUUGUACCGCGACAGACUCUCUACCACGUGAUCGAGAUAUAUCAGCUGGACAAUCAUCAGCUCCCCUACCUCGUCACUGCCUGCGUCUCAUCCCUUGCCCCGUUCCUGAGCAGAAGAAGAUCAGAUCACUUCCCAUGUCUGCGCGUACAAGUAAAAUGAUUCAUUUUUUGGCUAUAUCUCAAGAAGCACCUGUAUGCCGGCAGAUGCGUGAACUUUGCUUUUCUCUGUCCUUUAUCGACGAAGGCGCCUUUCAUUUGGCCCUGGCUCGUCUUGAGGUCGACCCCGAGACUACGGGAGGAAAAGAACCACAAGAAGGCUUUGGCAGUCUGACUCACUACGAGACUUCAGUUGAAAGUCUGAGGAAAAAGCUCGAAAACCCCUGUGUUAAAGCCCAUGAAGCUAUCAUCGGCGUGAUGGUCAACUUGGCAUGCUACGAUAUAUUCACCAAUAACUUCGAAAGGUGGAAAACUCACAUGCUUGGAAUACAAAAAAUGAUUCAGUAUAGAGGCAGUCUCAAUACCCUUACCUCACAAUAUAUACGAGUCACAGCCGUCUGGGUGGAUUUGAUCGGUUCCAUGACUUUGGAUCAAGUUCCUUACUUGGUAUUCCAGGAAGACCACCUAUAUGACGCACAUCAGGCAACAUAUAGCUCGACGGAUAUCGUGCUAGACGUUGGUAAACACUGUCAUGCCAUUAUUAACAAGAUUCUUCAAAUGCUUUCGAGAUUAUCAAGCUUGGCUACAGGAAAGUCCGAGAUCGAACAGAGUAAGGAUGAGGCUCUACUUGAAGCAUUGCAAACGACAAUCCACGCCGUUCUGAUGUUACCUCGAUAUGGAAAUCUCGAAGCAAACGGAGACUCACGCGAGACUUGGUUGAGAACGUACGAGAUAGUCCGCCUUGCCGCCCUUUUGUACCUAUCAGGCCCUGCAACGUUUCUAGCUGGAAACAGACGCUUCAACUUGGUGACUCCACAAUUUAGAGGGAAAUUGUCAAGGCUCUACGGUGCACAGGGACUACCUUGUUCUGUUCCUGAGCACCUGAAACUGUUUGUUUUAGUUGCUGGAGCUAUUACUGAAGUGGAUGACGAGAGGCAAUUCUUUGUGAACCAUCUGAAUCACGUCAUGUCGCUGAGAAAGUUGAGUUGGGAUGGUUUGAUGAUAGAGCUUCGAUCUAUGGCGUGGUUUGAUGUCGUUUGGUCCACAGAUUUGGGUAUGCUAUGGGAGGAUUUGGCUGUUGAGUAG
Fusarium poae is the source of this 1479-nucleotide messenger RNA. RefSeq lists its product as uncharacterized. Lineage: Eukaryota; Fungi; Ascomycota; Sordariomycetes; Hypocreales; Nectriaceae. The transcript is spliced from 4 exons. Bases 1 to 1479 code for a protein of 492 amino acids. The record is from RefSeq and is a predicted model, not a curated record.